Molecule: messenger RNA, 957 nt
Organism: Diaporthe citri
Lineage: Eukaryota; Fungi; Ascomycota; Sordariomycetes; Diaporthales; Diaporthaceae
Exons: 3
Coding region: 1-957 (318 amino acids)
Source: RefSeq, a predicted model, not a curated record
AUGGCCGAAAUCCUCGGGGCAGUAGCUAGCGGCUUGGGCGUAGCUGAGGUUGGCCUGAAGGUCGGGGGCACAGUUUGGAAGCUGAAGAAGCUGUGGCACGAAGUGCACGAGGUUCCAGCGACCAUUCAAGACCUCAUGAGGCAGAUCGAGAUGAUGGAUCCCAUCCUGUCCGAUCACGAAACCAACCUCGGCAUCCAAAGCACCGCCCUCCCUAUACCACUACCGACUCACAUUGGCGCACCCACGCCGCAAACCGCCGCAUAUUGCCGAGACGCUCUAAACGCUUUACGACGUCUGAUGGAGGACUUGGAUGGUGCCGUCGAGUCAGAGAAGAGGAGCAGGCGGACAGUCGCUAGGAUGAAGGUCGUGCUAAAAAAGGAUACAAUCAAGGGAUUUCAGGACAGGCUGGAGAAAGCAAUGAGACUUUUGCAGUGGUCUCAACUGAACUACCUUGCAACCAACGCCGCAAUCACGGGAGCCAUGGUCACAGACAUGUGGACCGCUGUAACAGGCAUGCAGGCCCAGCAACAACUCAUGUUGCAACAGUUGGGCAGCAGCAAUCCUUCCAGCUCGAUGGGAAGACCACCGUUUCCAGUCGUCACUCAAAACGUUGAGACGUCUCGGCAGCAGACCCUGGAUAAACGAAGGAGAGCCCAGCGUCAAGGGAACAGCGUUUCUCUCCCUUGGUCCGGGCCUUCUAAACUCGGUGCCAUCAUAUUUAAAAAGUCCGGUUCAGACGCUACCGGUGAAGCAAGCGAUGCGUUGUAUCUAGGGUUCGGAUAUAAUGAGGUUUGCGAAGUCAAGGCUGUUCAUUACGGCGCAGAGCCAAGGGACUGGUAUUUCGAAGUGGAUUGCCACUACGAGGAAUAUGCUGCGGCCUUCUGGGAUCUGAUUGAUAAUCCACAUUUGUUCGAAAUUCCGGGUGCGUGGGUAGACGAGGAAUGGGACUCGGACUGA